AGAAACUGCCUCAGUCCGCGACAAGCGUCCGUCGUCGUUACACGCAUGCGCGAUCUCCUCCCAUUGGCCGAUUUGAAUUUCGGAUUCGAACGUUCUAACCGACCGGCCAAUCGCGUUCGAUCGUUUGAUUUCUUUUCGUGUCCACUUUUUGCAUGUAAGUUUUGUUCCGUUAUUGUGACCUGUGGUUGUGACAUUAGAAGACAGUGUGUAUUAAAAGAAGCUGAUUGUUUUAUGGAAGGUCGGAUGUUUUCUCACGUUUUCUGGUGUAAAUAAACAACGCGCAAAAAAACAGGCCACCUGAGCGGAUUAUUGACCCAGUCACGAACGGUCACCGGAACCAUUAUGCCUUAUACAUCCAACAGUAUCUGAGCGGACCUGACCAGCAUUGCGAACGGGAAGCACCGUUAAUUAUGCCAAUUUAUUAGCAAGCACAAUGAUGGAAGAAGUAACGCCUCGUCCCAGUGUCGAAUACAUCCCUCCUUUACCCCCGAAGGUGAAGCAAAGAGGAUCGACCACUUAUACACAAAUAACAAGUGACGACGCCAGUAUGAACACAAACGGGUUCACCGCCACCGACGUCCGGAUGGACUCGCUAAGUUCGAUGCACUCACUCGUCCUUAAUUCUAAGACACCAUCUGCAACGGUAUUCGUUGCGGCGACCCAGUCAGACCGACCCGCGAGUACGCCUAGCACGGACGCUCUCAACGGCCCACACGUGGUCACUAUCAGAAUAAACACAGACGCAGAUAAACCGAAAGCGCCAAAAAUAUCAAGUGUUCAUCUCAAGAGUGACGUCGACUUCGAAAGUUUCAAGAUUAACGACGUGUGCAAGAAAAACAACAGCUUAGUCAGAUUAAAUGUUGAAGAAAACAGACCGAAAAUACUAGAAAACGAAGAUCUUCUGAAGACAGAUAAAGCGCCAUACAUAUAUUGCAAUUCUUUCAACUCAAUGACCAAUAUGGUUAUGUCAAGCGGGCAGUGUUCCCCUAGUGACACACUGGACUCGGGAACCUGCAGCGACCUUGACGGCACUCCUCCACCUUUACCCAAAAAGAAAACCUCAAAAAGUAGUUCAAUAAAGAAAGCUGUAUCUGUAACGUUAAUCAGCUCGAGAAACGGGAACAACCAAAGCGAAGUAGAUUUUGAAGACAACGACUCGAAUAUAUCAUGCGAUUCUCUGAAUAGUAGUGAGCUAAACGUAAGCGUGCACGCCGAUGAAAGUCAUAGCGAAUAUAGUAAAAAAGAAAAGAAACAGAGUGCGGAAUCACCCGACGCGCCGGAGACGGUCGCCAAAGCGAACAAUAAAGACAGUAGCUUUCUACCGCAGGGUCUGCUGCAAGACAUAAGAGACCGUUCAGCGAAACUAAAUACGGUCGAAACUGAAAGCGAGGCGAAGCCCGAGCUGCACGAGGAAGCGAACCAGAAUAUUAAUGAGGAUGCUAAUAUUUCAAAAGAAAGCGCACAGCUCACAUCGUUCCGUCUAGUUUCUCAGUUUAAUAGCGAGUGCAAGAACACGACGGAGUCGCUGCCCGCGACCUUGUGCUCCAAAACGCCGCUGAUUAGCGAGAGCACUUACGAGGAGCGAAAGCAACAGGACAAGAUGAAACAAGAGCAACUGAUUUACAGCAGCCAUUACUUUGAUACGGACAAAUAUUACGACUUCCAUCUAAACGAAAAACAAUUUGAUGAUGUGAAAAGUGUUAGUGUUGGUUCUAAAAGUGAGAGUGAAGUGUCUGAAUUGGAAUACUUUGCCGGUGUGAAGGAUUAUAAAAACGAGGAGAUGCCAUCGACGAUAAAAAGUUCUAAAGGAACAAUAAGGGGCGUGAAGAACCGCGUUCGGGCGGGCAUCGCGACGUUUUUGCAAAUACAGAACACGACAAAGAGUUACAAAGAAAAAGACGCUGGCAAGGUAGUAGUUUACACGACGACGAUGGGCAUCGUCAGGAGUACUUACCAACGAUGCGUUCUCGUGAAGAAGAUCCUGAGGAACUUACUGGUGAAGUACGAGGAACGGGAUGUCUUCAUGAGCACCGAGUACCAAGACGAGAUCAGGGACAGGAUGAAAAGCGACCAGAUCUUAGUCCCGCAACUGUUCUUAGAUGGACAGCAUAUUGGGGAUGCAGACACGGUGGAAAAAUUGAACGAGAGUGGAGAACUGAGGAAAAUGUUGAAACCUUAUAAGAGCCCCGAUGCCUGCAACACCUGCCAAAUGUGUGGCGGGUUCCGUCUGCUCCCCUGCCGGAUCUGCAACGGCUCCAAGAAGAGUCUCCACAGGAACCACUUCACGGCCGAGUUCGUUGCACUCAAGUGUAUGAAUUGUGAUGAAGUAGGCCUUGUAAGGUGCGAGGCUUGCUGCUAAGGAUAACUCCUCGUCUCUUUGAAUUUAGGAAUUUAUACAGAAUAGGCACGGUGACUGAAAAAUAUGUGUCCAAUAUUUUUGGUCUUUCUAAAAUGCAGUCUAGUUUUUUAAACUGUCAUCACGCCUAUCCUUUUUGUGGGC
Helicoverpa armigera (cotton bollworm) is the source of this 2500-nucleotide messenger RNA. Its product is annotated as glutaredoxin domain-containing cysteine-rich protein CG31559. The record is from RefSeq and is a predicted model, not a curated record. Lineage: Eukaryota; Metazoa; Arthropoda; Insecta; Lepidoptera; Noctuidae. Bases 434 to 2359 code for a protein of 641 amino acids. Gene Ontology annotation, biological process: sensory perception of sound. The transcript is spliced from 5 exons.